UUUUUUGUAAUCACUAUUUUAAACAAAAAUUUUAUUAACACUAAAAUAAUGUCACAAUCAAAGACACAAAAACCAGUAAAACCUUUAGUGACAGCUACUUCUUCGCCAAAAAAACAAACAGAAACAGAAUCCAAAAACCAAAAGAUUCAGACAAAUAGUGGUAAAACUGGUGAAAUAAAGACAACAAAAAAACCGACUAAAUAUUACGAUGCGGUCACUGAUAUGCGCGCCAUUGAUGCCAACGAAAAGAUUUUGUUUAUUAAAAGCUCAUUCAAUAUAGCAUUCAAAGACCAUUUCAUACAGAAGUUUACUGAUCGAGAUCUGUGGCGACUGUUUAUCGGUUCAUUUGGAUGCGCUCUGUUUGUUGGCUACAACUGGACAUUGAUGGCUAUCAUAACAUUCAUAUCGCUGUUAGGCUCUUAUAUUCAACGGCAAACCUAUGAACGGACAGAAGCUUACGAGUACUGUCGGCAAGAGUUGAUCAAAGAUCCCGAACGAUUGCAUUCAUUCUUGAUGUCCAUAACGUCGCCAAACGAGACAAACAUCGGUCGGGCCAACGAUCAGCCGUGCGAAUGGAUUAACGAUAUUCUGUCAAAAUUCUGGCCAAAUAUCAAUAGUAUAGUUCAGUCACAGAUUGACAAUCAAGGGUUUGGCGAAAAAUCUGUAGAACUAAGCGGUAAUAACAUGUACUUCGAACGGUUCACUUUGGGCGACAAACCGCCAGUUUUGUCGAGUAUUCACGUUCGCAAAAGUGGUCACCGAAAGGAUGAGAUAGUAGUGAUAGUCAGACUCGUCUAUUUCGGUAAUUGUUUGGUACUCUUCAGCUACAGAACAACAUUGGGUUUGAAAGCCAAGGCUGGUGUCAAAGAUGUCUUCUUUCGGGGCAAUGCUGUCAUUGUGUUGCGACCACUGCUAGAAGUGCCGCCAUUUAUCGGCGGUAUAUCGGUUUGUUUGCAGGACAUACCUAUCAUUGAAUACGAUGGUCUCAAUUUGGCUAACAUUGCCGACAACAAGUUAUUCAAGCGAGUCCUGUUAAACAUUAUCUCAUCAUAUCUGGUGUCACCCAACAAGAUAUUCGUACCGUUGAUCGACAACGUAAACAUCAAACGCGAACUCAAAUAUCCGCAACCGAUUGGUCUGUGUUUUGUUGAGAUUAUUGAAGCCGAAGAUUUGCCACAAAUGGACGCACAUCGGUGUCUAGUAUUUUCCGGUGGAACCGAUUCUUAUUGUAAACUAAAGAUCGGUAACUAUGCCUUCAGUACACAAAUUGUCUACAACUGUAUGAAUCCGUAUUUUGGCGAAAACUUCAGUUCACCCGUUCAUGACUUUAAUGAUUAUCUGGUGAUAGAAGUGUACGACAAGGACGCCGUCAGUUCGGAUGACUUUAUGGGUUGUAUACGAAUCAAACUGUCAGAAGUGGGCCGAAACAGGAAUCUUAACGGCAAAGACAAGUGGCUACCCAUUGGUCAGUCGCCGUCGGGUUCGUUGCACUUUCGGGUAGCGAUAUUCGAGUUGAGUAACAAUAAACGAAACAUACAGAAGAUGACUAUAGCGGCCAAAGAAUCAUCAGUUUCGAUACCGAUCGGCAUUUUAUCAGUAUUUGUUCACUACGUACGCAACAUAUCGACCACUGAUGAAGAAUUUGACUUAAAACCAGUCGUCAAACUCAAGUUUUCCGAUCAAAAUUAUAUGACAAAGACAUCAAAAUCACCGAAAAAAGGUUUAUUUUAUUUCGAAGAGUGCGUCGACUUUUUGUGUUACGAUUUUGCCAAAGAGUAUCUCACAGUUUCCGUCAUCUGUCAGGAGAUGAAGACAUUGACUUUUGUCAAAGUGUUCGGUGAAUGCAGUGUUGCCCUCAAAGACAUUGUCCUGAAGACCAAAAACAUGUCGUUUAACAAAGAGUUUCCCAUCAAAAGGAUUCUCAAACUGAAAGACGUAACAGAAGUGAAAGACACGGGUAUUAUCAAAAUCUAUGUCUGUCUUAAAGUCUGUAAAUAUCGACACAAAGUGAUUGAAAAUCUGAAGAUACCGUCCAAUAUUCAGGCAAACAUUGAGGAAACAGUAGACAACGCAACCUCUUUGACCAAACUAUACAGAGAGCCCAUCAAUACAGCAAAGAAUCCGUUUCAAAGUAUACGACUGAUUGCCAAUAAGUUAUCGUUGGGACCGCCAAACAAGUCUAUAGUGGCCGGAGAUAUAACAAAAGUUAUGCCACAAAUAGAUGAAAACUGUUGGGUGAAAAUGCGGGUCAAAUGGCCGGACAGGAAUGCCAUACACGUAGAAGUACUCAAAUUAGUUCAGUUGCCACUCGAUGUGGUCGAACGUAGCUAUAAAUACACUGUUUGUGUCCGACUUGGACUACAACAACAACAACAGGAAAUACCAAAAAAUAAGUCAAAAGUUGUCGACAAUAACAACACCAAUAAAUCCAAAAGUAAGAAAAAAACAAAGAAUUUGAAGACCAAAUAUACGAGUAAACAGCCUAUUAUUAACCACUCGACAACCAUUGCGUUCAAUGAAAGACUGAUAUUCAAGAUAUCGUCACUAAAUAAUAUCGACGAUCACGUACUGGAAGUGUUUCUGGUGACAUGUAAUCCGCGCCGAUUUGUUGCCACCACUUAUGACUACAGUUUUGUAGCGUUUUGUCCACCGAUAGACAUACCGAAAGUUGAGUUCAAAGGCGACCCAAUUGAACAGUGGAUGCGAUUGCAAUUGUAUCCCAAAUAUAAAAAACAAUUUGUUGUUUAAAAAAUAUUUGAAAUCAAAUUUAUUUUAUUUUAUAAGCAAUUAGAAGAAAC
Molecule: messenger RNA, 2798 nt
Organism: Oppia nitens
Lineage: Eukaryota; Metazoa; Arthropoda; Arachnida; Sarcoptiformes; Oppiidae
Exons: 1
Coding region: 49-2748 (899 amino acids)
Molecular function (GO): lipid binding
Source: RefSeq, a predicted model, not a curated record